Ruditapes philippinarum (Manila clam) is the source of this 1405-nucleotide messenger RNA. RefSeq lists its product as uncharacterized. Lineage: Eukaryota; Metazoa; Mollusca; Bivalvia; Venerida; Veneridae. The record is from RefSeq and is a predicted model, not a curated record. The coding region runs from base 26 to 1405 and encodes 459 amino acids. Gene Ontology annotation, molecular function: protein binding. Gene Ontology annotation, biological process: monoatomic ion transport. The transcript is spliced from 6 exons. Gene Ontology annotation, cellular component: membrane.
GUUUGUUGCAAUUGUUCUCAUCAAAAUGAGGUUCUCAUUAUUAUUUGUGUUUGUUAUUGUCGUUGGAACAUAUUGUUAUAAUUUUUCUGAGGCUAGAGAGCCUGUAUGUUCUAAAUUUGCAUAUGAAGAACAGCUUUUAGAGAAAAUGAUAAGGACUGAAAUUAAGGUAGAAACAAUGGUGAAUGAAAAUAAGAAAACUGAGGAUAAUGUCAUCCGUACAUUAAGCGAUAUUAAACAAGCAGUUGCUGACUUUACGGACAUGUUUGCAGAUAUGAGAGGGAACAUAUCGGAUGAGAUGUUAAAGAGAAAUGACGAGAUAGAUAGGAGAGAAGGAUCCUUGAAGAAAUUAUUUGAGGAAACAAGAACGAACCUCACGAGUGACAUGGAAGCUAAAAGAGAAGAACUUACUCAACAACAAGAAUCCUUCAAGAAAUUAUUUGAGGAGACCAGAACCAACCUCACGAGUGACAUGGAAGCUAAAAGAGAAGAACUUACUCAACUUCAAGGAAAACUUGAACGACCUCCGAUUGCUUUCCAUGCACAUCAAGUAAAAGAUUUGGUUCUUGAUACUCCAGAUGAGAUUGUUAUAUUUUCGAAAAGUGUGAUUAACGAAGGAACAGGCUACGACACUUCUACAGGAAUAUUUACAGCACCCGUACGAGGACUGUAUCAGUUUUCUGUUCAUACCUGUGUUUAUUAUGGAAAAUUUGCAUAUAUUGGUCUGGUGUUGGAAGGUAAAGUUAUUGCAGCAGAUAUGAACUAUGAUAAUGAUCAAUACACGUGUAGUGCUUUUGGAGCAAUAGCGAGGGUAAAAUCGGGAGAAAAAGUUUGGGUCAAAUCAACAGCAUCAAGUUCCAACUACCAGCUUUACCAAGACAUAUCAACAUUGAUGUUCUCGGCUAGUACAAUCAAAUUGAAUAAUGUUUAUGACGUAAUUGAUAUUGAACGUUUGGAACAAAAUGGCGAAUAUGACGUCACACAAACAUACGCUAGAAUAGAUAUUGACCCUAACUCUAGUUUCACCCUUGAGUAUCUUGUGUUUGGUAUAGAACUAAGUCGAAAAUACUCCUACUACUUGAUUAAUAUCGUGCUUCCAGUUUUCUUCAUGCAGCUGCUUGGUCUAGUAGUAUUUGCUGUUCCGACAGAUUCCGGCGAGAAGUUGUCUUUCGCUUUGACGUUGUUGUUGUCAUUGACAGUUAUGAUGACCUUGGUAGCGGAGAAGAUACCGACAACGUCAUUACAGAUACCGUUUCAAAAAUACACGCCGUGUUUGCCAUUUUGUCAAACACCUGUAAUUCCCAGGGAGAGAAAUAUGUAUACAAUACGGAGAUUCUUACGAGAGGCAGUUUCAUCUAGUGGCCUGCGCUCAUCAAAGAUUGUUUUGAUACACAGCGGAAUCAACUGA